Molecule: messenger RNA, 426 nt
Organism: Fonsecaea multimorphosa CBS 102226
Lineage: Eukaryota; Fungi; Ascomycota; Eurotiomycetes; Chaetothyriales; Herpotrichiellaceae
Exons: 1
Coding region: 1-426 (141 amino acids)
Source: RefSeq, a predicted model, not a curated record
AUGAACAACCCCUACUACGGGGUGCUCUGCGACAGCAUCGCGAACCAAUACCUGAUCGAGAAAUGCAACUACAGCAUGCACAAGUCCCCGCAGUCGGGCAUCAUCGCGCACACCUACUUUGACUAUUUCGGGUCGGUCGAGUACCCCGGCGUGCUCGAGGUCGGGCUGCGCGUCGCCAAGCUGGGGAAGUCCAGCGUGCUGUAUGAGGUCGGUGUGUUCAAGAAGGGCGACGCCGUCGUCAAGGCUGUGGGUGGGAGUAUGCACGUUUGGGUGAGUAAUGAUGGAGGGGUGCUGGGGAGGCCGGCCAAGGAGGGCAUGCCGGUCGAGGUGAGGAGGGCGUAUGAGGCGUUGAUGGACCCCGAGGACCAGGCGAGUAGUGAUGGAAAGAUGGAUGGAGAGGCGGACAAGAGGAAGGCGAAGUUGUGA